Messenger RNA from Saccostrea cuccullata (small rock oyster), 2268 nucleotides. Its product is annotated as heat shock 70 kDa protein 12B-like. NCBI's taxonomy places the organism in Eukaryota, Metazoa, Mollusca, Bivalvia, Ostreida, Ostreidae. Gene Ontology annotation, molecular function: ATP binding; ATP-dependent protein folding chaperone. Bases 79 to 1803 code for a protein of 574 amino acids. The transcript has 4 exons. The record is from RefSeq and is a predicted model, not a curated record.
AAAACUAUUUGCAAUCAAACAUUAGAAGUGUUUCUUGUUCAUUUUCAAAAGAAAAAUAUGUGAACUUCAUUUCAGGAAAUGAAUAAUAUCCUGGUUGCAGCAAUUGAUUUCGGAACAACAUAUUCAGGAUAUGCAUACUCAUUUGUACACGAAUUUCAAAACGAUCCUCUGAAAAUUUAUAUGAAUCAAUGGUCCUCCGGUUCUGGUCGUUUACAGACUGAGAAAACGUCGACAUGUGUACUCUUCAAUCCAAAAGGAGAAUUUCAUUCCUUUGGAUUCGAAGCUGAAGAGAAGUAUAGUGAACUAGCCUUAGAAAGCAAGCACGAACCAUGGUAUUACUUCCGGCGAUUCAAAAUGGAUCUUUAUCAUGGACAGGCCAUUUCGAAAUCCAUGGAGAUUGAGGAAGAAGGCACGAAGAAAAAAAUGGAUGCACUUAAGGUUUUCAGUGCCUCCAUAAAAUACUUAAGGGAUCAUAUGGUUUCUUCUUGCAAAAGUAAAUUCCCAGAAAUUGAAGAAGACGAUAUUCUUUGGAUCCUAACAGUUCCAGCCAUUUGGACUGACGCAGCAAAGCAGUUCAUGAGAAUGGCAGCAGAACAAGCAGGGAUUUCCACUGAACGGUUGAAAAUAGCUCUGGAACCAGAGGCGGCUUCCAUCUACUGUAAAUAUUUGCCAAUGGGAAAUAGAGGAAACACCUUCGAGCCUGGAUCAAAGUACAUGGUUAUUGAUGCAGGGGGUGGGACCAUUGAUAUAACUGUACAUGAAGUACAAACGAACAAUUCUUUGAAAGAACUCUAUAGCGCAAAUGGUGGACCUUGGGGUGGUACAAAAGUUGAUGAUGCCUUGCAGUGUCUAUUAACAGAUAUUUUUGGAGAGGAUGUAAUGCAGGAGUUUUCGAAAUCUCAAAAAAUGGAUCAAUUAGAUCUUUUCAGAGAUUUUGAAAUCAAAAAGAAAACUGUUAAACCAGAAUUUAAGAAAGAUGAGUUUAUAACUUUGAGAGUCCCACAUAGCCUGUCCAGUCUUUAUUCUGUUUUAAAGGGAAGAGAUAUUUCUUUAAGCGUUCAGUCAAAUGAAAAAUAUAAAGCAAAAUUGAAAUGGUUUGGAGAGAAAUUGAGAAUGGAACCCGGUAUAACAAAAGAAUUGUUCGACGAAAGUUGCAACCAAAUCGUUAAACAUGUGCAGUCUAUUCUUUGCGAAAAUGCGAUGAGAGAUGUCGGAACAAUCUUAUUGGUAGGUGGGUAUGCAGAGUCUUUAAUGUUGCAAAAGGCUAUAAAAACAAACUUCAAUCAACUUAAAGUCAUUUCAACACCAGAAGCAGGUCUUUCUGUUUUGAAAGGAUCAGUUAUUUUCGGCCACGAACCAGAUGCAAUUUCAUCUAGGGUGAGCAAAUACACAUAUGGCAUACGUACAAACGUAGAUUUCAAUCCAAGUGAACAUCCUGAAGAAAAGAAAACAUUAGUAAACGGAAUUGAAAAAUGCAAAGAUAUUUUCAAUAUUCAUGUACGAGUUGGUGAAACAAUGCACGUAGGUGAACCAACAACUUCGCAAACUUAUUUCCCACAAAUUCCCGAUCAAAAAACUAUAGGUUUCACAAUAUUCACGUCACCAUGUAAAAAUCCAAAAUUUACCACUGACCCACGAAGUCGCUUUUUGGGCUAUUUGCGAUUACAUAUGCCAGAAACUUCGAAGAACAUUAAAAAAGAAGUUGAUGUCCAAAUGACAUUUAGUGGGACAGAAAUAGAGGUAUCUGCGAUCGACAAAAUCACCAAAAAAGCUGUCAAGACAUCGGUAGAUUUUUUGCAUUAAGGUUGAUACACAAAAUUUUUGGUACAUGGUUAAUUUGUUGGGAAAAAAACAUUUAAUACUAAAUUUCCGUAUGAAUUUCCGUAUGAAGUACUCUAGAUCAAUUUACUCGGAUCACGACAGAAGUGACUGGUCAACAGGUUAAUCUUAAUCCUCCUAGGACCUAACUUGUAUCUCACUUAUUGGGUACAAGUGGUCAAUUUUUCUCCCAAGUUCACCAUUUAUUUAGUUUACUAAAUCUAUAAGAUUGAACAAAUUUCUAUUGCCUUUACAUUUCACAUGGGUUUCAUGAGCACAAAAUCUACAAAAUUCAUUUACAUAAUUUAUGUACGAGUAACCAGGAACAAGAUAAAUUUACGUUAAUAUUUAACCUUCAUCAAUUUUAGAGUAACUGCAUGCAUUUGAGUAAAGGUUUCAUAAGAGUAUGCAAAAUUUGUUUAGUUUACUGUUACUGUAUAAUUACUUUAU